AUGGAGUGGCCGGCAGCAGGGUGCUCGAUCGCGCUCGUCUCUUUGCUCGCGCUCUGGAGCAGCGCCGCAUCCGUUGCAUCGCUGUCAGCGGCGGCACCGGUGCAGGUUGGCGUGCUGCUGGACCUGACGAGCGACGUGGGGAGGGAGAGGCGCGCCUGCAUUUCCACGGCGUUAGACGACUUCAACGCCGCCCAGUACGCCAGCUCCGGCGCCGCCGCCGCCGCGCGGCGGGUCGAGCUGCGCGUGCGGGACUCGCGCGGGGAUCUCGCCGCGGCCGCACACGCUGCCGAUGACCUGAUCAAGAAUGGGCAAGUGCAAGCCAUCAUAUGGGCCACUGAGACACUGACCAAAUCAGACCGCGCCGCACACCACCGCAAUCACAUUCCGGUUCUCUCCUUCUCCGGCAUUUCUCCAACAUUGUGUGCCUUCUGGCUGGAAGAUCAUGUAGCAGGUUCCCAGGGUCAUGUCAAGUUUGGAUUUACACUUGGAAGUGAUAGUAUAACCUUUCCUAAUCCAGAACCUGAUAGAAGAUAUAGCAGAAGACUAGAAACAAGAAAAUCAAGGAAGAAUUGUAGAGGUGAGACAGGGCUGAAGAUUGCUGUGCCACUGAAACUAGGUUUUGAAGUUUUUGUGAAUGUUAUUGAUCCUAUCUCCAAGAAACAAAAUGUCACUGGCUACAGCAUUGAUAUCUUCAAGGCUGCUAUGAAGAAUUUACAUCGUCAUCCGUGCUAUACAUUUUUUGUCUUCAACGGUACUUACGAUGAGCUAGUAGGCGACGUCUCAUCAGGGAUGUAUGAUGGUGCAGUAGGCGACGUGACCAUAACGGCGGAACGAGUCAUCACCACCGACUUUACAAUGCCAUACACACAGUCUGGUGUGUCUAUGCUUGUGCUUGCCCAGGAUGAAUCGGAUACAAUCCGUUGGACAUUUGUAAAGCCACUAAAUGGGAAGCUUUGGUUUGCAACCAUGGUCUUCCUCUUCUAUACUGGCUUUGUCGUGUGGAUGAUUGAACUACCCAGAAAUCAGGAGUACCAAGGAUCAAGUUUGAGACAGUGUAGCACCGCCCUCUACUUCGUUUUCUCCACUUUGACAUUUUCUCAUGGCCAUACUAUUAGAAGCCCCUUGUCAAAAAUUGUGGUGGUGAUAUGGUGCUUUGUAGUGCUGGUUCUUGUCCAGAGCUAUACAGCAAGCCUGUCAUCCAUUCUGACUGCAAAGAGGCUCCGUUCUUGGAUGACAGAUUUUGACCAGCUGCGGCACAGUGGUGACUUUGUAGGAUACCAAGAUGAUUCAUUUGUGCGGUCCUUCUUGAUGAAUCAUAACAUCAGUGAAAACAGGUUAAGGAACUACACCACGAAAGAAGAAUAUGCUGAUGCUUUGUGGAAGGGGUCCAAUAAUGGAGGGGUGUCGGCUAUCGUCGAUGAGAUCCCCUAUUUGACUUCUUUCCUCUCAGACCGUCGGUAUGGAAAUGAUUUUAGGAUGCUCGGGUGCAUAUACAAGACUCCUGGAUUUGGUUUUGCAUUUCGUCUAGGUUCUCCGCUAGUUCAUAAUCUUUCGACUGCCAUCCUGAACCUAGCAGGAGGGGAUGAGGGAUCACGAAUCGAAGUGAAAUGGUUUGGCACAACUUCAUCGCCGAUAGGUGCUGGCACAAUCCCAGACACUGAUUCCGCGCCUCUUACUUUAGAAAGCUUCUCUGGUCUCUUCGUCAUCACUGGAUCCAUUUCAACUCUCAUGCUUCUGAUAAGCAUAAUGAGGUUGAUUCAUGCCAAAUGCACUGAGUUGAGAAUGGCUGAUGUGGAAAGUGUCAGCUACAGUGGCACCAACGAUGAGUCCCAUCUGUUGCAGAAUGGCACAGGUGACAACCCCAGCCUUGAUCAACAACCCUUCCAUGAAGCUCGCAAUAAUAAUUCUGGGGGCGUCCAUAUGAGCAGCGAAAAUGUUGGAGACACAGAGCUUGACACAUUGCAGCAGAAUGGCAUGCAUGGUGGCUCUGUCCCUGCAGGACACAUUCAGAUUGAGAUGCGCGAUAUCUAA
Messenger RNA from Triticum urartu, 2031 nucleotides. RefSeq names its product glutamate receptor 2.8-like. Gene Ontology annotation, molecular function: ligand-gated monoatomic ion channel activity. The record is from RefSeq and is a predicted model, not a curated record. Gene Ontology annotation, cellular component: membrane. NCBI's taxonomy places the organism in Eukaryota, Viridiplantae, Streptophyta, Magnoliopsida, Poales, Poaceae.